Molecule: messenger RNA, 1508 nt
Organism: Hyalella azteca
Lineage: Eukaryota; Metazoa; Arthropoda; Malacostraca; Amphipoda; Hyalellidae
Product: protein TSSC4-like
Exons: 1
Coding region: 192-866 (224 amino acids)
Source: RefSeq, a predicted model, not a curated record
AUGAAGUUACAAUUGAACUUCCUCAAUCGUUUGUGAACAUAAUUUGUUAAUUAAAGUAAUGGUAUACUACGUACAUGUCCUUUAUUGUGCAGAUAUACAUAAAAUAACAUACUACUGAUCUUCUUAGUAAUAUAUUUAGGUGAAAAUUUUCACCAUAACCAACAGGGUUGCUUAUAAAAUAGGUAUAUCUCAUGAACAUGGCGUUCAAAGUAUCUUCUUCUGAUAGCGAUUUCAAUUCCCGAGUGAAUGACUUGUUCUCAAGCCUAAAUAAUGUUGAGAAAACACUGCCACAAGAUGGUCUAGUGUUUGAGUCUAGCACAUCAGGAUUGUUUCACAGGGAUAAAUUUGGCAAUUUGGCAGCGGCGUCUGCUACUUUUGAUGGGAGCUUCAAGAGACCCAAUGAAAGUAACAUUCCUCAGAAGAAACGAUUAAAAGGAUCAAAUAUUGCACCUGAUUAUGAGAAACACCCUGAGAACUGGACUUGCUACUCCAUGAAAGAUACUGAAGUACUUGACAACGCCCAAAACAAGGAGGCGUGUCUGCAACUGUUAGCAGAUUUGAGGCGAAAUAAAGCUGCAGAAGACUGUGAGAUGAUUGAUCUCGACAAAGAAAAAAUUAUCUUCAAGAAGCCACAAAUUAGAACAGCGGCCACGGAUGUGUCACGUGAAGACCCAGAAAAGCAAGACUCAGGUAUCGCUUCUGAUGUAGGCGGCUCCAAAAAGUUCGUUAUGGCUGAGCACGUUGUUGGGGUUGCCAAGAAAAAGAAGAAAAAAUCUGACAAGAGUCAAAAUAGCCACGUGAAAAGUGAUCGAGAUCGGGUGAACUUAAGUUACCUACAAUUUGACGAUGGCGAGGAUUGUAAUUAGUUAUGCUCAUUCUACAUACUAGCUGCAGAAGUUAUUCUCAAUUCGAGGUUGCAUUAAAAACUGUGGUUUUAUGUCGUUACUUUUAUUUUUGUUAUUUGAAAAGUGUUGUUUCAAGUUGCUUGAACUUGUUAAAAAAUGACUUGGAUUCAUUUUCACCCUGUUGGUCGCAUAUAGGUACCUAUAUGAUAAUUUCAUUGUAGUAUAUUUUCAUAAGUACUUCAGAAGUAGGUUUCGGAUUCAGUAGUAAUGAAAAAUAUUAAUAAUGUUAAUAAAAUAUUAAUAAUUUAGCACAACGCGCAUUAGUAAUUAGUUCCCAAAUGGCACAGAACAAAAAUUAAAAACAACAGCACCAUGAAAUUGAUUGAAAUUUCUUGUAUGUUAAAGAGCAACAAAAUCCUUGACGGCAUCAACAAUUAGUUUUAAUAAGGUAAAUUAGGAGAAUCACGAUCACGAGUCAUUCUUUAUUUACCUUUCACGAUGAAAUUGACUGCGAUUUAUUGAUCUAAUUGUAGGAUGUAUGCUGGAAAUGGAUUAGUUAACAAUAAAUUAUUAUUACUGAGAAAUAUUCAAUGUAACUAUAUUAUAAGCGAUGACCUGGAUUAAAUAAAAGCUUUUGGCACUCAAGGACACAAGCAAACUGAG